UGGUUUAGGUGUGAAAAAAAAAACAUGUAUAUCAUGUUUCAGAGGACAUUUCCUGCUUUAAAAAAGUUACAAAAUGCAAGUGGUUCUGAGAAGCAAUUCAGUUGGCAAAAUGUUUACUUGGAGCCAGUUUGUUCUUGAUGUUUUGUAUGUUUCAGCGAUCUCUCUAGCAACAGGUUCUGGCUCUGAGAUCGUUGGGGGUAGAGAAGUAAAGGCCCACUCCUCCCCUUGGAUGGUGUCCAUCCAGGUAUCCGAGAAACAUGUUUGUGGAGGCACACUGAUUAAGAGCCAGUGGGUUCUGACAGCAGCACAUUGUGAAUUGACUUUUAAUGGAACAAUAACAGCCCUCCUUGGAGCACACUCUCUCUCUAAGAAGGAAAAAUACAAGCAGCGCUUAGAAAUUGAGAAAUGUUUUAAGCAUCCGGACUUUGACAAGAAGACCAAAUUGAAUGACAUCAUGCUAAUGAAGUUGAAGAAGAAAGUGAAAGGGAAAAAAAUCAGUACUAAGAGUCUUCCUAAAUCUAAAAAAGACAUUAAAAAUGGAAAACAAUGCACUGUCAGAGGCUGGGGAACAAAAAAUGAGAAAAUAGUGAAAAUCUCAGAUACCCUCCAAGUGGCAGAUGUAAUAAUUGUAGACAGGGCACUCUGCAAUCGUUACUAUAAAGGAAACCCUAUCAUAACUGAGAACAUGUUGUGUGCUGGAAAUAAGAAGGAGAAAGAAGAUGCAUGCAAGGGAGAUUCUGGUGGCCCGCUACUAUGCAGUAAUGAUUUUGUUGGCAUUGUCUCUGGUGGGGGUGGAUGUGGUAACCCAGAGAAACCUGGUGUUUACACACGGCUCUCUAAAAAGUAUCUGUCCUGGAUUGCAGCUAUUAUGAAACAAAAUACGAAUGUCACAAACCAUUAGUUGCUUAGUACAAAAUGGCUGUUAAACAGCGAACUGCAGCAUCGUCUGUCUUGUGCAGUGUGCAUACAUUUUAGAAAUGCUCACCUUUUAUUCAGUAAACUUUAUUACUUUAAAAAAAAUCAACUCUGUCUACUCAUGAUCCCUAUUGCUCAUCUUCUAAGCUCUGUUUGUGAACUGAACAAAAAUAACAUUGCAUGUGUUGGUCAAUAGCUCAUUUAGCACUUGUAAUGGACCCCAGAUUAUCAAGGUUACCCUGGCUCUACAUCACUAGCAUAGCAAAUUAGUCUAGUCAAUUAGCCACUACUUUGUGGUUAAUAAAUCUACAGUAUAUGUUUAUUCUUCAAGUAUGUAGGACUCACUUAAAAUUUUAGAAUAAACCAGUUUGCAUCCACACAAACUGAAUAUCAGUUCUGGCCCAACCAUGGAAAGAUAUCUGUCAUGUAAGGAUCUUUAGUUACAGGAGAGAGGCACAAUUUUGCGCUUAAUGGUUGCUCUUUGUAAUAAACAUCUCCUGUUUUAAAAAUUCCAAAUGAAAAUACAAACAGUGUAAUAGAAAAGGGUGAAAGAUCAGUAAUGAUUUGCUUUUUUCCGGAUUCAUUGUUAUGAAGCACUAAAACUUUGUUGUUCAGCUUACAUAUUUUAGUGUUUCUGUUCUGUGUUCAUAAAGCAGAAGUGAAAUUAGCAAAUUACAGAUCUUUGUCAUAAGAAUAUAAUAAUGAGCUCUUCCUUAUGGUUUUUGUAAUUUAAUACAAAAAAGUUUCAAAUA
Molecule: messenger RNA, 1667 nt
Organism: Lepisosteus oculatus (spotted gar)
Lineage: Eukaryota; Metazoa; Chordata; Actinopteri; Semionotiformes; Lepisosteidae
Product: granzyme K-like
Biological process (GO): proteolysis
Molecular function (GO): serine-type endopeptidase activity
Source: RefSeq, a predicted model, not a curated record